AAACGUCACAACUGCCAACAGUAUAUUCUUCCGGUUUCUAGUGAAGGUUGGAGGUUGGCGAUCGUCAGUCGUCGCAUAAAUAAUUUAGUUUGGUUAUUGGUUACUGCCUUAUAAACUCCUAAAAUAGAUUUAUCAUGUUUCUUUGGGAUUGGUUCACCGGUGUACUCGGAUAUUUAGGUCUUUAUAAGAAGUCUGGCAAGCUUCUGUUUCUUGGUUUGGACAAUGCCGGCAAAACCACCUUGCUUCACAUGCUCAAAGAUGACCGCUUAGCCCAGCCAGUCCCUACCUUACACCCCACCUCAGAAGAACUGUCUAUUGGCAACAUGAGGUUUACCACCUUUGACCUUGGGGGCCACACACAAGCGCGGAGAGUGUGGAAAGAUUACUUCCCCGCAGUGGAUGCCAUUGUGUUCCUAGUGGAUGCGUCAGACCGCGAUCGGCUACCUGAGAGCCAAUCUGAGCUAUUCAGUCUUCUAGCAGACGAGAGCCUCAGUAACUGCCCUGUUCUCAUCCUCGGAAACAAGAUCGAUCGUCACGGCGCUGCCUCAGAAGAUGAGCUCCGUGGCUUCUUCAAUCUCUACGGCCAGACCACUGGCAAGACUAAAGUUCCUCGCUCAGAACUACAAGCAAGACCUCUGGAACUGUUCAUGUGCUCGGUGCUCAAAAGACAAGGGUAUGGAGAUGGUUUCCGCUGGCUAGCAGAGUACAUCGACUGAUCUGGAGGCUGCCAAGAGAAGAAGAAGAGGCAAGCAACCAACAACCUUUGACACGAUCCAACCAACCAAAUUGUGAUACAUAUUGUGUUUUUGUAAGACAAGACAGACGGUUGUGAAGUGCGCCGUUCCGCUGCCCAACCUUUCCAUCGUCUGGUGCUUCACCGUUUCAUGCUUUACCCGGGUUUGUUAUUGUAAAUUUUUAUUUCGUCAUCUGUCAGAACAUUCGAUUGCGGUUAAAACACACUGUAUAAAUUAACAAUGUUUUCUACAUCAUGUAGCUGUAAGAUUAGUCUCCCACUCGUUUUCCAGUAUUUUCUUUUAUUUAUUUGUAUGUCCAACCUUCAUAAUAUAGAUUAAUAUAUUAAAGACAGCUAUUUGGUA
Molecule: messenger RNA, 1097 nt
Organism: Homalodisca vitripennis (glassy-winged sharpshooter)
Lineage: Eukaryota; Metazoa; Arthropoda; Insecta; Hemiptera; Cicadellidae
Gene: Sar1
Product: GTP-binding protein SAR1b
Exons: 7
Coding region: 135-716 (193 amino acids)
Biological process (GO): endoplasmic reticulum to Golgi vesicle-mediated transport; intracellular protein transport; vesicle organization
Cellular component (GO): endoplasmic reticulum exit site; COPII vesicle coat
Molecular function (GO): GTPase activity; GTP binding
Source: RefSeq, a predicted model, not a curated record